This is a messenger RNA of Drosophila rhopaloa, 2209 nucleotides long. RefSeq names its product monocyte to macrophage differentiation factor. Lineage: Eukaryota; Metazoa; Arthropoda; Insecta; Diptera; Drosophilidae. Bases 227 to 1150 code for a protein of 307 amino acids. The record is from RefSeq and is a predicted model, not a curated record. The transcript has 5 exons. Gene Ontology annotation, molecular function: pore-forming activity. Gene Ontology annotation, cellular component: membrane.
GUUUCUCCACCUCUACUGCGGACGCCAAGUCCAAAUAAAAAAAACUCCCGUUCCUCCGCCAGAUGCAGUGCACCGAGACUUGGGGCCCUGAGAAUCCUGCGUGGGAUUGGGACUCCGAAUCCGCCCGAUUGCGGAUCCAGACGUCUGCAUCCGCAUUCGCAUCCGCAUUCCGCAGAGCGCAGCAUCCGGAUCAAAAUCCGCGGCUCCAAAAGAACGUCUGUCCACGAUGAGCACCAGCGAAGGGAGUGGCCACGGAAGUGGGAGGCCGAAUCGAAAUGGAAAUGAAACCGUCAGCCUGAUGCAGGAUAUUCAAAACAAGUACGCCUUCCUCGAGAAUCUAUUUAGCAAGUUUUGGAAGUCCAUCAUCAAGUCGAAUUCAAAUCUCAAGCUGCAGCUGCGGAAUGUCAAGUGGAAGAAUGCCAAGGCCAAGCCCGGUUGUGCCUACCAGCCGACGGAGAUUGAGCAGGUGGCCAAUGUGAUUACUCACGGGAUUUGGAUACUGCCCGCCGUGUUUGCCGCAAUAAAGCUGUUCGAACGCUCAUCCAGCUCCAGCCAGUAUUUGGUCUCCUGGGUUUACGGCGGAGCCCUUUGCAUGCUCUUCACGGUGUCGACCUUCUUCCACUGCUCCUGCUACUGCGCCGAGCACAAGCCCCCGAGGAAUGUCAAGGCCUGGCCGAGCUUGGGCUGGCAGACGUACCAGGGGCUGAAGAACGUGCUGCAUCGCUGCGACAGGGCCAUGAUCUAUGUGUUUAUCGCCGGAUCCUACUUCCCGUGGCUCACCCUGGAAAACACCGACCACUCGGCCAUACUCUUCUGCAUGGAGUGGGUCAUCUGGCUGAUGGCGGGCGUAGGAAUUGCCUACCAGCAGCUCUUCCACGAGCGCUUCAAGUGCCUGGAGACGUUCUUCUACCUGGUGAUGGGCCUUGGUCCGGCCUUGGUGGUGGUUUUCACUGGCCACCACUUCCACGGGAUGCUGCAGCUGAAGUUCGGCGGUGCCUUCUACAUCCUGGGCAUCGUGUUCUUCAAGGCGGACGGAAUGAUACCGAUGGCCCAUGCCAUCUGGCACCUGUUUGUGGUGUUGGCCGCCGGAUGUCACUACUACGCCAUUCUGGUGAACCUCUACCCGGGCGAAGGAGCCAUCGAGCCGUGAGAAAGGGGAGGGAGCAGCAGUUGGGGAACACAGCGAAUUUAGACCUUAGAGUACUUAACGACAGGGAUUCGAUUUUGUCAGCCAUGUGUAACGUAUUCCUAUGAUGUACAUGAUGUACCCGAGUCUCUGCUCCACAAUUAGCCAAAUUUUUUUGCGAGCGAGUACGAAUAGUUGUAGUUAAUUAGCAUUACAGACUAACUAAAUCGAAACGAUUCUUGUGAUCAGUAUCUGCGGUCCUGCCAAAGAUUCAUAUUGUGCGAGUGCUCAUGUAUCUUUCUCUCUCUAUAUAUAUUGAUAUUAUUAGCUAUAUUCAAAUAUGUACUAUAAUAUUGUGUACACCUUUACAUUGACCAUGUUCCAGCUCACGUUUUGGCCAUGUGUUUCUCAAAAAGACUAUUGUACAUUGUACUCAAAAGGCGAUCGACACAAACGAAAGUGAAUUUGUACAAAACCCGAAAGUUUACAACACGAAUUUCCACGCCCACCCCUCGCCUUUUGAACACUAGGAGCCCGCCUAGCCUGCAUUACAUUAUGCAUGUUUAUACAGAUUAUACAGAUGUACCAUAUACUAUAUACUAUAUACCAUAUACCAUAUACCAAUAGCAUAUACCAUAUACCAUAUACAGACCUAGCUAGAAUUAAGGAGGCGUCAGAUCCGCGAGCCCAGCCCCUUUGGCCAGUUUCAUCGCUUAGCUCAGGGACUACUCGAUGUGUUCGCAGAUACUGAUAUAUAUACGCUUGAUAUUUUGGGGCCUGGCUCGCGAUCGGCGGAUAUUGCUUUCGUGUAUUCGUAUAUUCGUAUUUUGGUGUCUGCCGUGGUUAUUUCGGUGCAGCUCGAUUAGUGUUAAUGCGGGAUUCUAGGCAUAUCCCAUAGAACUCCGUAGAUGCUUGAAUAAAUGGUUUAUUUCCAAUUGAAGGCGAAUGUUUUAAAGGGGGCGCUUAAAAGUGUUACAAUUUAUAAUUUAAGAUGACUUGCUGUUGUAUGUCUUCAAAUGUUAUUUACUAUUUAUCUUGUUAAUUUACCAUUUUUUUUUCCAAAUAUAUAAUUUUAUUUACAUA